Messenger RNA from Lactuca saligna, 870 nucleotides. The record is from the annotation of a GenBank genome assembly. Lineage: Eukaryota; Viridiplantae; Streptophyta; Magnoliopsida; Asterales; Asteraceae.
AUGAUCAGGCGUUUCCAGGUUCUUCCUCUCUUAUGUUGUUCUAAGCGUUAUCAGCUAAUAUGGGACAGAACCCUUGGGUUGCCACUAGAGAGAUCAAGAAGAUCCCUUGGGUUACCAGCCACUCCCAAUGCCAUCAUAGAAGAAGACCCUAUUAUGUGGAUUGGUUUUGAAAUAAAGGCACUUCUUCAAAAUGUUGGGAAAUCUUUUUGUCCAAAUUAUGUGGAUUGGUUUGGAUUUGAAGCUGCUGAUAUACCUCCAAGAAGUGCUGAUAAAUCAGUUGUUUCCAAAUUUCUACAAACAAAUCCUUAUGAUCAUACUACCUUUAAAUUAAAGGCAAAUGAAGAUAUGGAAUACAUCACCAGGAAAGUAGAGACAACUCAGGCAGUGUACAUAAGAAGGAAAUACGGGAACAAACAGUUGUCAUCAUCAAUCUACUUGAGUGAAGCUGAGCCUUUUCUUGAACAAUAUGCCCCUAAUGAAGAAGUAUGGAGCCAGGUCUUGGGGUGGCAUAUCCAUCUUACAAUACAAAACAAAACCACAAUAGAGUUAAAAUUGUGCAGAAGCAUUUCUUAUGCUGCAGUUGCUGCUCAUGCAGAUCAGACUAGCAGGAGGAAAUUAGCACCUUUCCAGGUUCCUUUGUUACUAGGCAUUGGGGAAGAAGAUACAACCCCGACUAAGGCAACUGAAAGUGGCGAUACUGAUCUUGUUUAUCUUGUUCUCUUUCAUCUAUGGCAGAAGAGACUAGCAUUGGAAUUAUUUGGAAUGAUACAAGCUACACCUAUUGCGCACGAUCUAUUCAUACGAGACUCGAGAUAUCAUAUUUUGGCAUGGCUAAAAGGUUUGGAGGAAACGAGACUCAAGAAAAAGUAA